UUAUAUUUAGUUUUAUCAUUGCUCAGGUGAUGUGAUACAUGGCUUAGAGUUGGAAGAAGUCUGGUAGCUUCUCUCUUUUGAUGGCAGUGACUUAUAGCCUUUACUUCCUCUUCUUUCUCUUGAGAUAAAUCAGAUAAAACAAUUUCCAGAAGUUUCAUCGGAGAAUCAGUCCUGCGGUGAUCGGAGCGCUGGUCGCCGGCUGACGUGACAAGGUAGAGUGUGUGUUUUGUUGUUUGUUAUUUGUUGUUGCGAAAGAGAGAAGCGAGAGUGUUUGGAUUGAUAAGAAGAAAAGAGAAAUGAAUGGGGACAACAAUGGAUUUGGGAGUGCGGCGACUGAGUAUAUAAGGAGACAUCAUAGGCAUGAGAUAUGUGAGAAUCAGUGUACUUCAGCUCUCGUUAAGCACAUCAAAGCUCCUGUUCCUCUUGUUUGGUCUUUGGUGAGGAGAUUUGACCAACCACAGAAGUAUAAACCCUUUGUCAGCAGGUGUGUUGUGCAGGGAAACCUUGAAAUUGGGAGUCUUAGAGAAGUUGAUGUCAAGUCAGGGCUCCCAGCCACUACAAGUACUGAAAGACUGGAACUCCUUGAUGAUGACGAGCAUGUCCUCAGCAUCAGGAUUAUUGGUGGGGAUCACAGACUAAAGAACUACUCUUCAAUCAUUUCCCUCCAUCCAGAGAUCAUUGAUGGAAGACCUGGUACUCUAGUCAUUGAAUCCUUUGUGGUGGAUGUGCCCGAGGGGAACACCAAGGAUGAGACAUGCUACUUUGUUGAAGCUUUGAUCAAGUGCAAUCUCAAAUCACUUACAGAUGUCUCAGAGGGGUUAGCGGUGCAGGACCGGACCGAGCCCAUUGAUCUUUGAAAGUUGGGGCUGAGGAGAUAAGGUGGUGGCUCUAGUUGCCAUGGAUGAAGCUUCGGAGGCUUUCGUAUCUUGGGAGGCUUUAGAGAUGGACUGGCAAUUGUGGUUCUUCCAUCUUCUAGAUAUACUCACGUUGCAUUCCUUCUAUUUGUAAUGUUCCCUCCUGCUUUAACAUUAUAUGCUGGAUUUCCUGUCUUGAGUAGAUCAAGAACCACAAUUGUUAUAAAGUUUCUUCUGUUGAAAGAUGGAAAAAAAAGUGAAAAAAAAAAAAAGAAAAAGGAAGGAAAAAGAAGGGAUUAGUUGUUGUUAAGCUGAUCCAGAGUUUUGUUAUUGUGGUAUUUAAUGGUUGUCUUUACAUAAAGGAGCUCAAAAGAGUUGGUUUUUG
Molecule: messenger RNA, 1239 nt
Organism: Durio zibethinus
Lineage: Eukaryota; Viridiplantae; Streptophyta; Magnoliopsida; Malvales; Malvaceae
Product: abscisic acid receptor PYL8-like
Biological process (GO): abscisic acid-activated signaling pathway
Cellular component (GO): cytoplasm; nucleus
Molecular function (GO): abscisic acid binding; protein phosphatase inhibitor activity; signaling receptor activity
Source: RefSeq, a predicted model, not a curated record